UCAAUCACGCGGCGCCACUCUUUGAUCUCUGCAGCUCCUCUCGUCUUCAAACACUCUCAAGUGUCGUAGCUUGCCGGGAGCUUAGCUUACUUUCACUAAUCAAAUCCUUGUCUCAGAGAAGCAGAAACAAAACAAAUCGAAGCUCCUUAGUACUUCCUUUGUCAGAUCUGAGCGCGCUGACCUUCUACAGGCUUUCUUUUGCAACUUUUUUUUUUUCCAGCCAAAACAUGCCUCAGCGUAACGGUGGCGGAGGGGACGACCUCUGUGCUACCGAUGAAAUGAUUGCCUUUAAGGACGAGGGGGAGCAGGAGGAAAAAAUUCAGGAACAUGCAUUUCUCGAAAGGGAUUUAGCAGACCUGAAAUCGUCUUUAGUGCACGAAUCAGAAACGCAUCAACAGCAUCACACGUCUUCGGAGGCAGUAGCUGAAGCAAUCAGGCGUGCGCAAGAUGGACAGAGAAUCUACAGUCAUAACAAACUUCGAGAUCAUAUGGACGAUGAGCUCAAACAUCAAGGAGGAAUGUACAAAGGACAAACAUAUGCCAGCUAUCCAUUCCUCAUGCUGCCAGACCCUUACCUAUCCAAUGCAUCCAUGACUCCUGCUUUGGUAAUGGACUCUACUGACCCCGAUAUGAUGUCAGCGUGUCAGCAAGGAAGCAGAACCACCUGCUGUAUUGUCAAUGAGGGCAAAGCAUCUUAUGGUUAUGGGGUCGGUUUUAUGGAAGAGGUCUUCUUUAAAAAGAAAAGUGAGAAUGCAAACUUCAAUGACAGAAAGACAGUCAAGUCGAACAAAGUCCCAGUGGUACAGCCUUCUCAUGGAGUCCACCCUUUCACAUCUCUUCUUCCCUACAGCAAUGAGAAUUUCAGCCAUCCGUCUCAUUCACCACAUCAGUCUGAUAUCAACCAAAAGCAAGGUGUACACAGGUCUCAGCAAGGUCCUGACCUCUCCAGCUUCUAUUCCCUUCCUACUACUGGUGUUGGACAGAUCACAUCUUCUGUGGGAUGGCAAAGCUCACCUGUGUACAGUCUCCCAUCUUGUGGAUUUAGACAACCUUAUACAUCAACACUUUCUCCAGCUGCUCCACUCUCCAGGUUUCCACAUCCACUAAUGAUUGGAACUCCAAGCAUGCACUCUACAGGAAUCCCUCACCCUGCCAUAGUUCCUUCAUCUGGGAAGCAAGACACAGAACAUUAUGACAGAUGUUUGAAGCCCCACCCAGAACCAAAGAGAGAAAACGAGUCAAAGAAACCCACAGUUAAGAAACCCCUAAACGCCUUUAUGCUAUACAUGAAGGAAAUGAGACCAAAGGUCAUCGCGGAGUGCACAUUGAAGGAAAGUGCUGCAAUUAACCAAAUUUUAGGAAGACGGUGGCAUGCCCUGUCUCGAGAAGAACAAGCCAAAUACUACGAGCUAGCAAGGAAAGAACGGCAACUUCACAUGCAACUUUACCCGGGAUGGUCUGCAAGAGAUAAUUACGGCAAAAAGAAAAGACGAACAAGAGAAAAGCAGCAAGAUUCCAGCUCAGAUCCUGGCUCCCCUAAGAAAUGCAGAGCCCGCUUUGGCCUCAACCAACAAACGGACUGGUGCGGCCCAUGCAGGAGGAAAAAGAAGUGCAUUCGGUACUUACAAGGAGAAAGGCACUGCAUCAGCCCAGUUUCUUCCAAUGGAAGUGCUAUAGACUCUCCUCCAUCACCCUUAGAUGGACCACUGCAUUCUGCUCUUACUUCAGACAACUUUGCUAGCCCUGCACAAUCUGUGAUAAAUGAACAAACUCAUGCCUUUCUAGCUUCUACACAAACAAAACCUUCUGACAACUCAGGUGGACAGAAUACGCUGCUUAUAUCAGACUGCCUCAGCACAGUAACUUUAAGUCAAGUCUCAAUGAAGUACAAUACCUCGCCAGUAGGAACACAGUGUUUCAAGAAAGAGAAAGACUAGAACCAUUUAAGAGCUGGCGAUCUGGCAAAGACAUUUCAUUUGCAUUUGACACUUUAAGUAUCUGUGCUGCUUCAGUGCCUGUUAAGACUGUGUACAAAUAAAAAAGUUACUACAACAUAAUGUAAUCUGUAGGUAAUCUGAAAACAAUGCUAAACCAUUGUCUAGCAACCACAGACUGCUUGGCAAAACUGGAUAUUUUAUCUUCUGACUGUUUUCAUAAUAUUUUAGUGCAAGAAAAGUUCUCGUGUAUUACUGUAAUGUAAUAAAUUAGGGUAUUAUUGUUCUGAUUAUUUUAUUUUUUUUUCUCUUUUAAUUUGCAUCCAAAAGUUGUCUUUGUAUAGGACCAUAGUUUUGACAAAAAGCAGUGAAGUAGCCAGGGUGAAGCUGCCCUUGGGCACAAGAUGUUGGGCAAUAAUCUGCAGAUGCUGACAGGCCAGUAUUACAGUACCACCAUUCAGGCAAUACUGUAUUUGCAUUCACAGCUACAGUUUCAGCAGACAAAGCAGAUCUCUUUUUUUCAGUCCUCAGCUCAGAAAGAAGGGGCCUUUUUUUGAGAGCCUCAACUUAAAUUUGAGGGUAUCACCAGAUUGGGGAAGUGCACCAAGCACCAGAUAAGGUAGCUACAGCAUUGACAAAAAUUCACAUAAACCCCCUGCACAUAAACUUUAUUUCUGUCAGCUAAUGCCAAGAUGACCAUAUUUUCUGAAAAAUGCAAACUUUAACAUAUUUGUAGCAGUCACUUUGUAGCUGUAGUGUCUCUGUGGAGUUAUAUGGAAUAUGAUUAAUAUUGUUUUUUUAUGUGAGAUUCCAAAUGUUGAUAUAAUGUUAUAUCAGAUUUUUUGUUUCUGGUAAAAUACAAGGAUACUUGGUUUGGUUAUUUGUAAACCAUUACUAAUAGGUUUCCUAAACAUUAAUUGCUUUAUGAUUUGUAGCUCUUACCUUGCUACUCAAGGGAGUAGUCAUAAGAGGCAUGUUUUAACAAAAAAAGAAAAUGUACAGUUUUGGUUUCAUCACAAUGCCCUAUUAGGAUUACAUGAAGCACUCCAUUAAGGCAAUGUGUGUGUGUGUGUGUGUGUGUGUGUGUGUGUGUGUGCGUGUGUGUGUGCGCGCGCGCGCAUGUGUGUCUGUGUGUUUUAAAUCAUUUCUCAACCUGCUUUUGCAAUAUUAAGGGGCUUGUACAUUAAAAUAUUGAUGUGAUUCUUAAAAUAGACUUUUUUGUGCACUACAGAGAUGUAGAUGUUUGUCUCCUUGUUUUUAUGUUACCAGUUGCUUUACUGGCUUUUCAAGCUGUGACUGAUUACAUUUGUUUACAGCCUGUUUUGAACAAUGUUUCAUCAACUCAGAUGUUUACUUUCAUGUUUGUUAGUUAGAAAGUUAUACAAAAUAGAUGCUACUUUUUAUCUGGAUUGACAUUUAACCAAAAGUAGUCCAUGGGUUUUCAACCCAUAUAAAAUGUUUUUGCCUCUUGCUUUUUGAUCUGUGUAAAUUAUGCAGCGCUUUGCAUUUUUUAAUCUGUGCAUGAUUUUUUUUAACUAUACAAAACUGUAAAAAAACAGAAAAAGAAAUAAGGACUAGUAACAUUGUUUUGCAAAAAAAUUACAAAAGUAACAGUAUAAAAUUUAGUGACAAGUAUAAUGUGAUUUAGAAUCCAUAACUGAAAAUGUCUCCAGCAGAAUAAGAGAUUUUUGUACCAAAAAUGCAAGUGGGUAUUUUUUGCUGUUUAAGAUUAAACUGUAUGCUCUGACAUUCAUCUUUUUUAUAAAUAUAUAUAUAUUUUUUGUAUACUGAA
This is a messenger RNA of Protopterus annectens (West African lungfish), 3726 nucleotides long. It is a transcript of the gene TCF7, whose product is annotated as transcription factor 7. Gene Ontology annotation, molecular function: DNA-binding transcription factor activity, RNA polymerase II-specific; RNA polymerase II cis-regulatory region sequence-specific DNA binding. Lineage: Eukaryota; Metazoa; Chordata; Ceratodontiformes; Protopteridae. Gene Ontology annotation, biological process: canonical Wnt signaling pathway; regulation of transcription by RNA polymerase II. The coding region runs from base 228 to 1937 and encodes 569 amino acids. Gene Ontology annotation, cellular component: beta-catenin-TCF complex. The transcript is spliced from 13 exons. The record is from RefSeq and is a predicted model, not a curated record.